AUAAAAAUGGGUUGCUGCUUUGGAACAGAAAAGGAUUCGUACGGCAGGAAGGCUAAUGAUAUGAGGAAUGCGUUGAUAAAGCUAGAUGGUGAGCCUGAUGGUUUGCCAGAAGAGGAUGAUUGGAGAAAUUUGGGAGUAGAAGAGGAGAAAAAUAAAGAGGAUUUCGAAGACAUCGACGGCCAAGUAGACCUCCCUCUUCUCCCAUACAGACCCUCCAACAAAAGAGUAUCCCCCACAAUUUCCCUCUGCACAGGGUCACAAGAAAUAACUCGAACAAUUUUAUCCCGUACUGGCUCUUUCAAAAUAGUCAUGAACAACCGUUUCUUCUUGAAAAUCUACAAGAUAGUUAAUUUGGGACCUAAGAGGAUUAGAGGAAAUUGGAAGCAGAUCUUAGCAGAAGUAAAUGACGACCUUGGCUUUUCCUUUAUAGCCAAUACAGAACUAGAAGUUAGCAAACAGGCUAAGGAAUUAAGAAAGAAAUUUGAAAAUUAUUUUAUGAGCAUUGUUUCCAAGACUAUGCGAGGGCUUGGAGUUGCAUGGAAUGCAAAUUGGGAUCCUAAGAUCAAAAAGAAUUAUAAGAUGUUCAAAUAGAAGAAUGAAUGCACAUUUCAUUAGAAAAUUUGACGAGCUUUGUGAAAUUGAUGAAGAAAUUCCAGAAAAUCUUCAAACAGAUGUAAUUCACGAAAUAAAAAGAGAAAAAUGCGAAACUAAUCUCACCGAAAGACUAAAGCUCCUAAAAACCCAGCUCAAAAGCCUCAAACCCCACCCUCCGCCCUCACCCACCUCCUUCAUCUGCGCCCCUCCCCCCAAAGAAUCCAUGCCAUCCUCUUCCAGCUCAGGCACAAAAUACCGUAAAGGCAUGGCUUGUCCAGACCAGCCCUUGUACACCACAAGAUCAAUGAUGACUUAAAUUUAGGUGAAAUAUUUAGC
Messenger RNA from Moneuplotes crassus, 930 nucleotides. NCBI's taxonomy places the organism in Eukaryota, Ciliophora, Spirotrichea, Euplotida, Euplotidae. The record is from the annotation of a GenBank genome assembly.